AUGAGGAAUAAAAUACCUCACGGAGAUGCUGAUUGUCUACGCCAAGAUGUGUCCACAUUAUUGCGUAAGUCUCCCCUACCUAAGAGCAAUAUUACCCUCAAGGAGGUUAGUGCCCUGCGGGAGUUGCGCAAUGAUGAGUCACUGUUAGUGCUAUCAGCGGACAAAGGUAACGCCACUGUAGUCGUCGACACCGAGGCGUACGAACACAAAAUAACGCAAAUGGUGGGCGACACAAGUGUUUAUCGUAAAGUUACUUACAACCCCACAUCUCGAGUCACGACGAAAGUAAAUAAACUUCUCCACAUCAUAGGUGACAAGGAGCUGGUAGCACAACUACUUCCACAAAAUCCGACACCACCCAAAAUUUUUGGUUUGCCAAAAAUUCAUAAAACUAAUUGGCCCCUACGACCUAUAGUUAGCCAAAUAGACGCACCGACCUAUAAGCUGUCGCGUCACUUGGCUACACUGUUACAGCCAUACACGGGCAAAACGAGCAGCUACGUGAGAGACUCCCGUCAUUUUGUUGAGUUACUGAAUGGUAUACAGCUGCAGAACACUGAAAUAAUGGUUAGCUUCGACAUAACGUCGCUGUUUACCAACGUACCAGUAGAUGAAGUCAUUCAAAUAAUAACUACCCUUUUAGGCGGAUCUACAAUACCUACUGGCUAUGUUGAGAGCAUCACUUUCUGUUUGAAAAGCGGAUAUUUUCUGUGGCGUGGGGACUAUUAUCUCCAAAUUGACGGAGUGGCCAUGGGCUCGCCUCUCGCGCCCGUUGUAGCAAACAUUUUUAUGGAGUGGUUCGAAGAAAAAGCACUGGAGUCCGCCAGUGUUAAACCGCGAUACUGGUGGCGAUAUGUUGAUGACGUUUUUGCUGUCAUCACCCGGGACGCAUUAAAGGAUCUGACGUCACACCUUAACCAAGUGCAUGCGAAGAUAGAGGUCACCAUGGAGGAGGAGAGCGAAGGGAAGUUACCGUUCCUGGAUGUGCUGGUCAUCCGAGAGCCGAACGGACGCGUGACUCACACCGUCUACCGGAAACCGACGCACACAGACCGGUACCUACGAGCCGACUCUCAUCACCACCACUCACACCUAUCUUCGGUGCCUCGUACGCUGCUGAACCGAGCACUUGCUCUAUGCGACCACAAAUUACGUUGA
Molecule: messenger RNA, 1158 nt
Organism: Trichoplusia ni (cabbage looper)
Lineage: Eukaryota; Metazoa; Arthropoda; Insecta; Lepidoptera; Noctuidae
Exons: 2
Coding region: 1-1158 (385 amino acids)
Source: RefSeq, a predicted model, not a curated record